AUGGGCGCCGGCACAAACCCGCUGGAAGAGGUGUGCCUCCUACAGCCCAGGCUGCUGAAGAUGGGAGACAGUGGGGAUGCUCUUGUGUGCAACUCCGACCCCGAGAUGCAAUCGACCCACUGCAGUCGAAUUCUGUCGAGAUCAGCCGCUGUGAAGGCGCUAAUGUUGGGACAGGUGAUCUCUAUCUUCAAUACCUUUACCGGCGUUUUCUCCUCCACCUUGGCAGAUUCGGGCAUCAAUUUGCCCACCACCCAGUCUAGCCUGAACUACCUGAUGCUGGCUCCAUUCAUUUGCGGAGAACUCUCCCGGAUCAGAGCGGAAGGCUUACGAUUGCCUUGGUGGCGAUAUGCAAUUUGGGCGCUUGCGGACGUGGAAGCAAACUACAUGGUAGUUCUUGCCUAUCGCUACACCUCGGUGGCUUCGGUGAUGCUUUUGGACGGCUUCACGGUGCCUGGGGCGAUGCUCAUCUCGCGGCUUUUGCUGGGCGCUUGUUACCGGAAGGGCCACGUGGCCGCGUGCGUGGUGUGCCUUUGCGGCUUGAGCUUGACCGUCUUCUCCGACAGCUUGUCAAAGGGGAAGGCGGCGAGCGCGGCAUCCAACGCCUGGGUGGGGGAUGUGUUCGUGCUGUGUGGGGCGUCUUUGUACUCGCUGUCCAACGUGCAAGAGGAGCUCCUGCUGAAGCGGCACUGCAGCCGCUCUGAAGCUUUGGGCAUGCUGGGCAUUUUUGGGAGCCUGAUAUCCUGCGUCCAAGCCUUCGUGCUGGAGAGUCGGCAGCUGAUAAGCAUUUCAUGGUCCUGGGCAGAUCUUGGGUACCUCCUGGGCUUCCAGCUGAGCUUGUUUGGGAUCUACGUCCUGACCAGCAUCUUUCUGCAGAUCUCCGAUGCGGCGGUCUUCAACAUGUCCUUGUUGACCUGUGAUGUGUACAGCAUCCUUUUCUCUUGGCAGGUCCAGCACAAACAAAUCAGCUGGAUCUACGGCGUGGCGUUCCUUCUGACGCUUUCCGGGCUGCUUUGGUAUCACCGCCAGCCUGCGCCGGUGGAGCGGCCUUUCUGA
This is a messenger RNA of Effrenium voratum, 1053 nucleotides long. The record is from the annotation of a GenBank genome assembly. Lineage: Eukaryota; Dinophyceae; Suessiales; Symbiodiniaceae.